Molecule: messenger RNA, 618 nt
Organism: Drosophila virilis
Lineage: Eukaryota; Metazoa; Arthropoda; Insecta; Diptera; Drosophilidae
Gene: Ccp84Ae
Product: Ccp84Ae
Cellular component (GO): extracellular matrix
Source: RefSeq, a predicted model, not a curated record
AUGGCUUACAAGGUCGCAUUCGCACUUGCUAUGCUCACCGUGGCCCAGGCGGCCGUGCUGAGAACUGUGGCACCCGUUGCCGUAGCACCCGCACCCGUUCUGGCCAAGACCGUUGAACUGGAGGAGGUUGAUCCGCAUCCCCAGUACUCGUACAGCUACGAUGUGCAGGACACCCUCUCCGGAGACUCCAAGGGUCAUGUGGAGGAGCGUGAUGGCGAUGUGGUCCGCGGCGAGUACUCCCUGAUCGAUGCCGAUGGCUUUAAGCGCACCGUCACCUACACCGCCGAUUCCAUCAAUGGCUUCAAUGCCGUUGUGCGCCGUGAACCUAUCGUCGCCGUUGCUGAGCCCGUGGUUAAUGCUGCGCCGGUUGCUGUAUCCGCACCGCUUGUCCGCUCUGCUCCAGUUGCCGUCUCCGCACCCCUCGUGCGCUCUGCGCCAGUUGCUGUAUCCGCGCCCCUCGUUCGCUCUGCUCCCCUCGCGGUUGUGAGAACCGCUGCCAUUGCUGCUCCUCUACGAUACACCGCGCCCGCCUAUGCCGUUAGGAACUUGUAACUUGACCUGAUUUAAAUAGUGCUCCUGGUUAUGACUAUAAAACUAUAUGUGAUUCUUUUUUAAAAA